Messenger RNA from Meloidogyne enterolobii, 1365 nucleotides. The record is from the annotation of a GenBank genome assembly. Lineage: Eukaryota; Metazoa; Nematoda; Chromadorea; Rhabditida; Meloidogynidae.
AUGGUUUAUUCCAUCUUUCAAAUGAAUCCCCCAAUCCCAAUAAACACAACAGGCAUUGAACAAUUAAAAUUAAAAUCCUUCGAUUCAGCAAAUCAAAAACAACAAAUAACUGACGAUAUAAUCGCUGGAGGGACUUUGAUUAUUAUUUCCUUCUUAGGGAUGGCUUUACAUGCUAUUGAAAUGCUUACAAUGUUUAAAACUUUAAAAAAAGUUAUCGGAUUUAGAUUUUUUCUUGUUCUUUCUGUUUUUGAUUUGUGUUUACUUUUAAUUUUUGGAAUUUUUCCUGGCUGGAUUAUUUUAAGUAAGCAACCAGGAUUUCUAACUGAAUGGAGUCAUUAUCUUCAUGCCUGGGCUGAUGCUUGUUGGUUUAGUAUGUGUUACAUGAACGUUGUUAUUGCUGUAACUCGUUUUGCGUGUGUAGUCUUUCCAUUACAUUUUCGACGAUUAAGUCGUCAAUCAACGUGUUGGUUAAUUUGUGGGGGUGCUGUGGGAGUAGCAACCCUUCAAAGUUGGUUAAUGAAUAGUGCACCUUGGUUUGUUGUGCUUUGGUAUCAAGCAGAUGUUUAUGGAAUGACUUGUGAUUGGGUUGCUUAUGCAGAAAGUGGAACUCGAACAGUUUAUUUAAGCAUAAAUUUGGGAUUUGUCGCUGCUUAUCUACUAAUUUAUAUUUCAACUGCAGCUACUAUCUUUUGCAAAAGAAAUCUUCGUUUCCAAUUUAUGGCAGCUGUUUUUGGUAAAUCUUCAACUAGCGGGAAUGAACGAAUUAAUAUAAGUCAAAGGGUUAGAGAAGUAGUUAUUGUUAAUGGAAUAGAACAAAAAGAAGAAGAACAAAUAGACAAUUCAACACCUCAAAAUUCCUCAAAUUCCUCACCAAAAUUAAAUAACAAUAAAGGUCCAAUCCCUAUCGAAAAAACAACCACAAUAUUUAGAACAAUAAGUAUUGUUAGAAAAAAUAAUAAUGAAGGUGUCGCCAUAUCUACAACAAAAAGUUUUGGAAAAAUAAAUUUUAGCAGUCAAUCAUUGGAAAUAAAGUUGGUACUCCCUUGCUGCAUUAACUCUUUGAUUUUUGUUGUUGCACAAUUGAUUGUAAUACGUGGUGGAAUUGGCUCUGAUAAGUGGGCUGGUUUUUCUGUGAUGUUAAUUUUUUGUAUCCAGUCAAUUGCCCCUCCAAUACUUCGAUUUGCUUUUAGUAAACUUUUACGAGAACAAGCUUUAUUAGCCCUCGGAUUGAAAUCAUUUUUGUUAAAAAGAGGACGUUUUAGGUUGUGGACAGUUGUAGCUUCAUUUGUUAGUAAAGGAGGUGUGGGUGGUGCUGGACAAUUGGCAGCACAAAAUGCUGCAUUGAAGAGAAAUAAUUUACAUUAA